Messenger RNA from Cyprinodon tularosa, 2394 nucleotides. RefSeq names its product zinc finger DHHC-type palmitoyltransferase 2 (gene zdhhc2). Bases 296 to 1438 code for a protein of 380 amino acids. Gene Ontology annotation, biological process: protein targeting to membrane; peptidyl-L-cysteine S-palmitoylation. The record is from RefSeq and is a predicted model, not a curated record. Gene Ontology annotation, molecular function: protein-cysteine S-palmitoyltransferase activity. Lineage: Eukaryota; Metazoa; Chordata; Actinopteri; Cyprinodontiformes; Cyprinodontidae. Gene Ontology annotation, cellular component: endoplasmic reticulum; Golgi apparatus. The transcript is spliced from 14 exons.
AGUCUGAGCUCGUGCGUGUGCUUAAGUGUGAGUAUGCGCGCGGGAAGCCGUCUGAUACCGCCCUGUCACUAGUGGAGGAUCAUAACGGGACGAUCAGAGAGAGAGAGGAGGGGGGGCGGUGCGGCAGAGGCAUCAGAGGAGACUGGCUGGGAUGCUGAGCCCCCGCUGGGGCUGACCACACAGCUACGAUGCAGUGACGGUCUGCGAGAAGAAGACACGCGCCCUGGGAGAGGAGGAUGGGGGGAUCAGAGCUGCACACCAAAGCGCACGGGUGAUGAUCUGCUGGGUGUAGACCAUGGCACCGUCUGGUCCGCGGAGCGUCAAACGCGGCUGUCAGAGAGCUCUCUACUGGAUCCCAGUCCUCUUCAUCGCUCUCAUAGUGGCGUGGUCCUACUACGCCUAUGUCCUGCAGCUUUGCAUCGAAUCCAUCGAGGACACGGGAGAAAAGGUUGUUUACCUGCUGGCCUACCAUGUCAUUUUCUUCAUGUUCGUGUGGGCGUACUGGCAGACCAUCUUCACCAAGCCUAUGAACCCCCUGAAGGAGUUUGAGCUGUCUCACUCUGACAAGGAGCUGCUGGAGCGUGAAGACCGUGGAGAGUCCCAGCAGGAGAUCCUGAGGAGAAUAGCCAAGGACCUGCCCAUCUACACCCGCACCAACUCUGGAGCAAUUCGUUUCUGUGACCGCUGCCAGCUGCUGAAGCCUGAUCGAUGUCACCAUUGUUCAGUCUGUGAUAAAUGCAUCCUGAAGAUGGAUCACCACUGCCCCUGGGUAAACAACUGUGUGGGAUUCUCUAACUACAAGUUCUUCAUGCUGUUCCUGGCAUAUUCUCUACUAUACUGCCUUUUUAUAACUGCUACAGAUCUCAAGUACUUUAUCAAGUUCUGGACAGCUGGAGGUAGAGCACAUUUCCGUCUGAGAGAGUAUCUGAAAGGCCUCCCGGACACUCAGGCGAAGUUCCACAUCCUGUUCCUCUUCUUCUCAGCCUCCAUGUUUUCCGUCAGCCUGGCCUCCCUUUUCAUUUAUCACUGCUGGCUCGUCUGCAAGAACAGAUCCACUCUGGAGGCGGUGCGUGCUCCGGUCUUCCGUCAUGGUCCGGACAAAAACGGCUUUAGUCUCGGCUUUACCAAGAACUUCCUCCAGGUCUUUGGUGACGAAGCCAAAUACUGGCCUGUUCCCAUUUUCUCCAGUUUAGGGGAUGGCUGCUCGUUUCCAACCUGCCUGGUGAAUCUGGACCCUGAGCAGCCCUCAUCGCCUGCUGGAUCCAGCUCUGCCAACAAGAGUGCAGCAGAGGGCCGCCAGUUCCCCUCUAAGCCCCUCAGAGAGAGUCAGAGCAGACUGCUCACCAGCACCCCCUCCUGGUCAGAAAGUGAAGGUGCAAGAGACAAAGACAAGAUGGGUGCCAGUAACCCAGUGAUGACUGUUGAAAAUGAGGCGUAAUGAUGAUUCCUGCUGACAGGUUCCGACCACAAAUGUCUAUGCUGCCCUCCUCUGUGUUUGUGCCUAUCCCACCGUGCGUGUUGGUGACAGCUUUGUCGUUUGCCAUCAUGCAACCUGCACUGAGUUUAACACGACUCGACCGACAAAAGCCAGGAAAUACCAGAUGAGCCACCACGUCUGCUGCUCUCUCUGAAAGUCUCUGCAUUCCAGUCAUCUGUGUUUCUUUGGAUGCAAAUAAGCGCCGAGCUGCAGUCAGAGAGGAUGGCAUUUUGUUUUUCUAACUGUGUCGUCAGCUGCUCUCCCUGUUGCAGCACAUUCAGAAACUACCUGCUGGUUACUUUGAUUCUUUGGCACAUGAAGAAAUGCUAAAUAUAGACGAGCAGAGACAUAUCAAGAUAUUCCCUCCUCUUGUAAUGUUCAUUUUUUUAGAUUUCACAUGCAUCAUGGUGAGUAUUGUGAAAGAGUUGCAUGCUCUCAUCUCAGGAUGUCAAUGCAGACAUGAAAUGAAAAAGAAAACAAUGUAGUGAUUAGUAAUUACAUUUAAAAAGGGCUCUUCUGACUGAGAGGCAUGAGUGAGGAUGUUACUGCUAAGCCUGGAGUCCACUGUUUCUGACUGUUUCUCCCUGAAGGCUUCUGCAGCAGACGAGAUCCGCCAUCGGAAAGCAGAAACCGUUUGAAGUUUUUGGUUGUUUUUUUUUCUAAAUGUGGCUGACUUACAGAAAAAAAAAAGUCUUGUACAGUCCUUUCAGGCUGGAAAAGACUUAAAGAUCCAAUUGUACUAAACAGUGCUGUUAAGAAUGUACACUUUUAAAAUCUUCAUCAUGACAUAUUUUUCUAUCUUUCCUGUCUGUAAGAUGAAUUGGAUGUGUGAGGCAAGCUGUGAUGCCUUAUAAGAAUAAAGUGAGCUCAUCCUCCGUCUCGGCCUUUUCUCAAUAAAAGCACAAAUGUUCCAUUAA